Messenger RNA from Ananas comosus (pineapple), 1853 nucleotides. Its product is annotated as putative disease resistance protein RGA4. The record is from RefSeq and is a predicted model, not a curated record. The transcript has 2 exons. Lineage: Eukaryota; Viridiplantae; Streptophyta; Magnoliopsida; Poales; Bromeliaceae. The coding region runs from base 1 to 1716 and encodes 571 amino acids.
AUGAAGCACCUUCGCGUCCUAGAAAUAUCGAGUACUAGCGUGUUCGUGUUGCCGGAGUCGGUGUGUACUCUGUAUCAGUUACAGGUGCUGCGAAUAAAAAGCGCUAGCUCGCUUCCUAAACGUCUUAAUAACUUGGUUAGCUUGAGGUAUCUAGAGGCAAAUUCUGAUUUAAUUUCGGGGAUACCUGACAUUGGCAAGUUAACUUCCUUGCAAGGCCUAAAACAUUUUCAGGUGAAAAAGGAAAAAGGAUAUGAGCUAGAGCAACUACAGAACUUGAAUGAACUUCGAGGACGCUUGUGCAUUGAUAAUCUCGAGAAUGUUGAGAGCAGGGAUAGCGCCAUUGCAGCCAAUUUAAAAGAAAAGGAGCAUCUUGAUAUGCUCCAGUUGGUAUGGCGCGAUGGUGAGGACAAUGUAAAUUCUGAUUUGGAUGUCGAAAUUCUCGAGGGCCUCCAAUUGCCUCCCUAUCUUACCAGCCUGAGUUUAGAUGGGUAUCGAGGACGGUCGUGCCCGUCUUGGCCCGAAUGUCAAACAUCCGAUAUUCAGGAAUUUGCACUGACGUGGUGUGGAAUGCUAGAAGCGCUCCCACUGAUGAUGGACCAGAUUUACCGAUCAUGCAUAUCACUUGAGCUCUCGCAUCUUCCUAAACUUAAAGCAUUACAUGCCCUUCCACCACAGCUUACAAUACUCAUAAUAGAAAAUACACUGUCUCUCAUCUUUGUAACAAAAGAAGACUUGCAUAUGAGCCCAGCCGACAAGAGAUCCAUAAUAGAGGUCAUGAGGAAAAGGAUGCCGAAAUGGUUUCCCCACCAAUAUCAAGAGUCCUUAGUCAACAAUGAGAAAGAAAUGAUGAAUUUCAUAGCCGCAACGAAUGACUCCAACAAUGAAGCUUGCUCUGCAAAGCAUAAUAAGAGUGCGCCUGCUGCCGACGUGGAUAUUACUGCUGUCUGGGGGAGAUGGUUGGAGGUGCAUGAGCGAAAGAUGGAAUUGAUUUACAGCAGACAAAAUGAGGCCAAAUUGCUUCUGCCCUCUACCCUUACCGAGCUCUGGCUUAAGGGAUGCAACAUUACUAACCGCGCAUUGUCGGCAAGCCUACAAACUCUUACCUCCCUCACCCGCCUGUCGCUAGAAGAGAUCAGAACAGUAACCCGUCUGCCAUCUGCAGAUGUCCUUGGCAAGUUAACAUCACUCCAAGCUAUAAUUCUACGAGAGUGCUGGGCCAUCACUUCGCUGGGUGGUAUGGGAUCCCUCCCUUGUCUCACAGAUCUCUUUCUAAGUGGAUGCCCCUGCUUGGACAGUGAAACUGCUUUCCUGCCGUCCUCGUUGCAGUCUAUCCUUUUUGAGUCUUGUGCAGAUGUAGAUGUAAUCCUAGCCAAUGCAGAUUUGCCAUGUCUAUCUGAUCUUAUGAUAACUCAUUGUCAUAUGCGAACAGCAUCGUUACAGUUUGGCGACCUCCGAUCUCUUCGCUCCUUGAGUAUUAGGCAUUGUCCUGGGCUCUUAUCCUUGGUGUAUCUGCAGAAACUGAACUCUCUAGAAUUCCUCAUUCUGCAGAACUGCUCAAAUCUGGAGGCAGUGAAGAAUUUGCCCAGGUCACUCAAGAGUAUAGUAAUACACGGAUGUCCGAUUUUGGAGAAGGAAUCCGUAGAAAUUGAGCCCCUUUCGGGCAGGCGUAUGCUCAACGGCAUCCCUGUAGAAGACAGCUUCGAACAUGCUCUGUAAUGUGGAAAAAAGGCAUCUGGUGGGCAAUUAGCUUCUGAAGAUGGGGGAAAAAGAAUAAAGGUUUAUUAAUGGGUAUGUAUAUUGUUAUUGUGUGGGUUAUUAAUUGUUGUCAAAGAGUUGGUUUGGCCAUCCAAAAA